Messenger RNA from Ostertagia ostertagi, 354 nucleotides. NCBI's taxonomy places the organism in Eukaryota, Metazoa, Nematoda, Chromadorea, Rhabditida, Trichostrongylidae. The record is from the annotation of a GenBank genome assembly.
AUGCCUGCCUUUGACCACUUGAUAAAGCGAGAACAAUUUACUUGUAUUUCACUCAUAUUUAUCUGUAAAGUUGUUCAGAAAGUUCUGGAAAAGUGCCUCAAGUGCAACAAAACAGUCACGGAACGGCUCAUACGAUCUCGUGGAGGUGCAUGGCAUCCUGGUUGCUUCGUCUGUGAAACAUGCCAAAAACCACUCGAGGGCAUUCCAUUCACGGCUACUCCCAUAGACAAGCCCUACUGCAUACCAUGCUAUCAGGAGACGAAGGCACGAAUACUGCACAUGAGCCCACGCCUAAACCUGACGAAGGUACCUCUACUGCGGCUGAGCCUACUCCAAAAGCCUGUAAGAUUUUAG